Messenger RNA from Phaethon lepturus (White-tailed tropicbird), 930 nucleotides. RefSeq names its product CREB-binding protein-like. The record is from RefSeq and is a predicted model, not a curated record. The transcript is spliced from 3 exons. The annotation marks the transcript as partial. Lineage: Eukaryota; Metazoa; Chordata; Aves; Phaethontiformes; Phaethontidae.
AUGCAAGCCUGGAAGGAUUCUUCAGAGCUUAUUGACUUCAAUUUUGGAUCUUUGUUUGACUUGGAAAAUGAUCUUCCUGAUGAGCUGAUCCCCAAUGGCGAGUUGGGCCUUUUAAACAGCAGUGGGAACCUUGUUCCAGAUGCAGCUUCCAAACACAAACAACUUUCCGAACUUCUAAGGGGAGGCAGCGGCUCUUCCUUAAACCCAGGAAUUGGAAAUGUGAACUCAAAUAGCCCUGUCCAGCAGGGAGUUGGUAGUCAAGUUCAAGGGCAGCCGAACAGUGCUAAUAUCGGUAAUCUGGGUGCUAUGGGUAAGAGCCCUUUAAACCAGGGAGACUCUUCUGCUUCAGGCCUUGCAAAGCAAGCAGCCAGCACCUCUGGACCUACCACACCUGCAUCACAAACUCUGAACUCUCAAGCACAAAAACAAGUGGGGAUGGUGACGAGCAGCCCUGCAACAUCACAGACUGGACCUGGGAUAUGUAUGAAUACUAAUUUCAGUCAGACACACCAGAGCCUUCUCAACAGUAAUUCUGGUCACAGUUUAAUGAAUCAGCCUCAACAAGGACAAGGGCAGGUAAUGAAUGGAUCUCUUGUGGCAGCUGGAAGAGGAAGGGGAGCAGUAAUGCAAUAUUCUGCCCCUGCCAUGCAGGGAAAUGCAGGCAGUGUGCUGGCAGAGACUUUAACCCAAGUAUCUCCACAGAUGGCUGGUCACACCGGACUGAACACAGCACAGACAGGAGCAAUGACUAAAAUGGGAAUGACAGGUAACACUAGUCCCUUUGGGCAGCCUUUCAGUCAAACUGGAGGGCAGCAGAUGGGAGCUACAGGAGUGAAUCCUCAGUUACCAAACAAGCCAGGCAUGGCGAAUAGUUUGUCUCCCUUCCCUGCUGACAUCAAGAGUACUCCCGUCACCAGUGUGCCAAAUAUG